This is a messenger RNA of Aspergillus steynii IBT 23096, 1331 nucleotides long. RefSeq names its product alcohol dehydrogenase family protein. The record is from RefSeq and is a predicted model, not a curated record. The coding region runs from base 218 to 1279 and encodes 353 amino acids. The transcript has 4 exons. Gene Ontology annotation, molecular function: oxidoreductase activity; zinc ion binding. NCBI's taxonomy places the organism in Eukaryota, Fungi, Ascomycota, Eurotiomycetes, Eurotiales, Aspergillaceae.
CUCCAAGCCCCCCUAUAAUGCCAUUUUACUCCAAAUAACCGACCGCCAACAUGGAUCGUCCAACCAAGGAUGCGACCGCAGAUGGGGAUGGAAGUACCGAUGUCCAUUGAGCCGAGGCCCGGAGGUGGGGUCAUUAACUACAAGAACAAGAACCAUCGUCCCACGUCUAUCGUCAUCGCUCUACUCCUUCUUCCUCCCCUCAUCUCUAUCCCUUACCAUGACAGAAACUAUGCAAGCCGUCGUUUUCAAGGGCCCCCUGGAGGUCGCCUUGGAAUCGCGUCCGAUCCCCCAGAUCGAGUCCACCGAUGCUCUUGUUGCCGUUCGCUAUACGGCUCUAUGCGGCAGCGAACUGCACGUCUUCCGGGGCCACCAGAAAUCCCCCACCGGAUUCAUCAUGGGCCACGAAUUCACCGGCGAGAUCGUGGCCGUCGGAGCCGAUGUGCAGAAAUUCAAGAAAGGCGACCGCGUCGUCUCCCCGUUCACCGUCAGCUGCGGCGAGUGUUUCUACUGCAAGCGCGGGUUCUCGUCGCGAUGCGCCAAGUGCAAACUCUUCGGCAGCGCCGUGUUAGAUGGCGCGCAGGCCGACUUCGUGCGAGUGCCCCUCGCUGACGCGACGCUGGUCGCGGCCCCGGACUCCAUUGACGAGAAGAAACUGAUCAUGAUGGCGGAUAUCUUUCCCACGGGGUUUUUCGCGGCAAAGAACGCCUUCCAGUCCAUGAGCGAGGCGGAUAUCCGGGACAGUACCGUGUUGCUGUUCGGUUGUGGGCCCGUGGGCAUCUGUGCCCUGAUCAGCGCUCUGGAAUGGAAACCGAAGCAUCUGCUUGCCGUCGACGGUGUGUCAUCUCGCCUGGAGCUGGCAAAGAGUCUGGGAGCAGAGGCUUGGAACUUCCAGACAGAUGGGGAUGGGCUUCGCCAGCGUGUCAUGGAUCUGACGGAUGGACGGGGAGCGGAUGCUGCGAUUGAAGUGGUUGGGCUUAGCCCUGCGCUGCGCACCGGGUUUGAUUUGCUUCGGCCGUGGGGAACCAUCUCCAGCGUGGGAGUUCACAAUGAUGUAAUUCCUUGGACGGGCAAUGAGGGAUAUGGCAAGAACCUGAAGCUGCAGAUGGGCCGGUGCCCUGUUAGGAGUAUUUUCGAGGAAGCAUUGGAACUGCUUGUUCGAAAGCAAGAUGCUCUCGACUGGGCGUCACUCGACAUUCGUCCACUUUCGCAAGCCGUGCAAGGGUAUGACGAUUUCAACCAGAUGAAAUCCCAGAAGAUCAUCUUCGAGGCGGGGAAAUGAUGUAGAUGAAUUAUGAGCUAUGACCAGACCUAGAAAUACCAUUCGAUUAUUU